Molecule: messenger RNA, 561 nt
Organism: Aspergillus calidoustus
Lineage: Eukaryota; Fungi; Ascomycota; Eurotiomycetes; Eurotiales; Aspergillaceae
Source: the annotation of a GenBank genome assembly
AUGGGCGGCUCAGUGUCAAAGAUCAUGGGCAAGAUCUUCGGAACGAAGGAGAUGCGGAUUCUCAUGCUGGGUCUCGAUGCUGCUGGAAAGACGACAAUCCUCUACAAAUUGAAACUCACCAACCAAGAUGUCACCACAAUUCCUACCGUCGGGUUCAACGUCGAGAGUGUUACGUAUAAGAACGUGAAGUUCAACGUAUGGGACGUGGGCGGUCAGGACAAGAUCCGUCCCCUCUGGAGACACUACUAUUCCGGCACGCAAGGACUGAUCUUCGUCGUGGACUCGAGCGACACCACUCGGUUGGAGGAGGCUCGCUCCGAACUACACAAGAUCAUCAACGAUCGCGAAAUGAAAGACGCCCUUUUGCUUGUGUUUGCAAACAAGCAGGACGUUCCUGGACAUUUGAGCCCGGAUGAGAUCACGAGCGCUCUCCAACUCCACAAGAUCAAGGAUAAGACAUGGUAUGUUGCGCCUAGCGUUGCUACGGAUGGCACUGGUAUUUUCGAAGGACUGGCUUGGCUUUCAAACAACGUCAAGACCUCGCAAUCACCCCCGAAAUGA